Messenger RNA from Esox lucius (northern pike), 1840 nucleotides. RefSeq names its product complement C1q-like protein 2. The record is from RefSeq and is a predicted model, not a curated record. Bases 163 to 927 code for a protein of 254 amino acids. Gene Ontology annotation, molecular function: protein binding. Lineage: Eukaryota; Metazoa; Chordata; Actinopteri; Esociformes; Esocidae. The transcript is spliced from 4 exons.
GUUAAGAAUUAGUUGCAGGAACACAAACAUUAACUCCGAGCGACAUAGUCCUCUUGUUGCCAAACCCUUUUAUAACUCUGGAUUCGGGACAGUAAGCAAAGGGUGUACACCAGACCACACACAACAUUCAGUCACCAGCGGUUUUCUGCAGAAUAUAAAAGGAUGAAGGGAGUGGUAGCCUUGUCACUACUGCUGCCUCUGUACUGCAGCUUCUCCAUGGAACAGGUUAAUCAUGGGAAUGCUGGGGGGAUUGGAGCCAGCCUGGCUGUCUGUCUGCCGGACACCUGCGCCAUUUUCAAGGAACUGGCAGCCAUAAAAGAGAGGCUAGGGAGUAUGGAGCAGACUCAGGCUGCCCUGAAGGAUAGUGUGGGGGCCAUGGGACAGAAACUGGGCGCUGUCGAAAACAAGCUACAAGCCAGUGAGAGGGACGUGGAGGAGAUGAAGAGAGUGAAUACAGUUCAAGAGAAAGAACUGUAUUCCUUAAAGGAGAGCCUAACAGUUGCCCAGCCAAAGAUAGCCUUCUCUGUAGCACUCACUGACUAUGGUAGUGGAAACACUGGACCCUUCACCAUCGAUACCCCUUUAAAAUAUAAAAAAAUCUUCUCCAACGCCGGCAGCGGCUAUAACCCCGCUACAGGCAUCUUCACAGCCAUGGUCAGAGGGAUGUACUGCUUCCGUUAUUCAAUGUACAGCAACAACUCUGGCCGUCCCAACUCUGUUUUGUCUCUGAUGAAGAACAGCGAGAUGCUGGUUACUACGUGGAACACUGAUGACAGUAUGAAUGUCCAUGAAAGUUCUAGUAACGCAGCCGUGGUACAGCUGGAGGUGGGGGACAAUGUUUACAUUAAGCUUUGGGCAAACAGGGUCAUCUAUGACGACACUGGCAACUAUAACACAUUUACUGGAUUCCUACUGUUCACAGUGUAAGAACGCUAGUUUAUUUGACUUCAAUUUUAUAAGGACUAGCAAUACCAAUAGUGUUAAUUUAGCCAUGGGCAAAUAUCACAAGUUUAGAAAGAUUGAACCAUGCAGUACAUAGGAAUCGAAACCUAAAAAAAGUGACUCGAUUUACUAGACAACAACAAAAUGACUAUUGCGGUUAUUAUUGUUUGGUGUUCUUAUCAGGUUUUGCUUGUGGUAUGAUCAAACUACAGUCACACAUAACAAUUUAUUUAUUAUGUAAACUAUUCUUUUUUGCCAAGAGGGGGCACCUUUGCACCCAGUAGGUUGGGAGUCACCAAGCAAUGCUUUGGAGACAUAGGAACCUUUGAUCAACCACUUUUAUAAGGAUGCAAAUGCUUACAUUAUAACAUAGCUGCUUUCUUACUCCUGUAUCUUAUACUUGUGUUGAGUAAACACAUUUAAAUACAUAUACAGAUAUACACAAAUUUUUGGUAAACAGUGCAGUGUUCAUGAUGAUCAAAACUGUGAUGUAUCAUGGGUAAAUUGUGACGGACUGAUUUUAUCUAACAUCGGUUUAUAAUCAUAAACUCACCUUCAAAGUUUGCUGGAAUACUCCAAUUCACAUGCCAUAGUGUAAUGGUGCAUUCGUAACCAACUGGGAAGUGGGAAUUUACAACAUAUUAAUACUAUUUUGCAGGAAGUUUGGGAUCCCACCAGUAGAGUUGAACCUGUACACACACAUACACACGCUUUCAUGAACUAACACAUUCAAACCUUACAGCAGCACAGAGGUAUGGAGUGUGCACGUGUGUUGAGGCAAGCUGCUUGUUUAUUGUCAAGGUGUAAAAUAAUACUGUUUUCACUAAUGUUAUUGUACUGCACGCCCAUUUCUCAGGAAACUACACUGAUGGAAUGAAUCAAUCAUUGAUUACAUCAA